GUCACUUUACUGCAGCGAAAUCCAAAGCGUUUGAACGGUUCCGUGCACUUUUAUUUGCAGGGUAAUCGCUUAUUGACAGGUCUUUCGAAUGGAUCUGCCUUGUAGCGAGUGGGUUCGGCUUGUCGAGCAGAAAUGGACGGAAAUGAAAACUGAAGGAACUGAGCGCUUUUGCCUACUUACGGAUACAGAUGCCAUAUUCAGCUACGGGCUGUCGUUGAUAUGCCCAGAAGAUCUCAACAGGUUUUCCGGAAUCUCCGAGAAGUACUCCGUGAAAAAGUCUCCCGAGAGGGUAUCUGAGUUUAGACAGCAGGGUAACCUCAGCUUCAAAGUCAAGGAUUAUACAGCUGCAGCACUGUAUUACUCAAAGGGUGUUUGCCAUGCUGGCAAGAAUACAGAAGAGCUAUCAUUGUGCUAUGCUAACCGUUCUGCUGCCCUCUUUUACAAAGGCCUCUAUAAAGAAUGCCUUAAGGAUAUCCUGCGCUCUUUGGAGGCCGGUUACCCAAGUCACCUGCAUGACAAACUGAGAGCUAGACAGAGCGCUUGCCUAAACCAGCUUAAAAAACUUGAAAGAUCUAACCAGCCAAACACAAACCAUCCAACACCAUCGUGCCAGAAAAGUAGAAAGAAUAAAACUUGUAUUUCACCUGGUGUGUCUGUAUACUUCAGCCCAGAGAAAGGUCGUCACAUAUUAACUACUGAAAAUAAACAAGCUGGUGAGGUCGUUCUGGAGGAUGAGGCCUUCUGCUGCGUACUUAUACCUGAAAAAAAAAACAAUACAAUGACCGAAAAGGCAGGAAAGAUGUUUAAUACUGAAGAUCGACACUGUCACCACUGCCUGAGCCAAUCACUGAGCUUUGUGCCCUGUCCAAAUUGCAGUUACGCUCGAUAUUGUGGAGAGAGUUGUCAAAAAGAUGCUUGGGAGAGCUGGCACCAAUGGGAGUGUCCAAUUGGAGCAGAUCUGCUGGCCAUUGGGGUUUUAGGUCAUCUUGCACUAAGAGUGACCCUAAAAGCCGGACAAAAUGAGGUUAAAACGGUGGAAAAAAGCACUUCACAAGAAGACCGUGUUACAUGUAGCUCUUAUAAAAGUGAUUUGCCAGUCAAAUUGAGUCUUGGAGAUCCCUGUAGAGAACGUUCAGACCACACUGACUGCUAUCAUGGCGACUCGUACACGGGCAUCUACAGCCUUUUACCGCAUGUGGCACAACACUCACCCAGCUCACGCUUUUUACUGGCAGUCACCAUGGCACUGCUUUAUAAGAGACUGCAAGGUGGACCCCUGCCAGACAUGUGGGCAUCUUCCGGGGAUGAAGGAGAACGUGGACCAUGGCAGCCUGAGAUGAGCAUGCUGGGAACCACUGCUCUGAGGCACAUGAUGCAGCUCAGAUGUAAUGCUCAAGCAGUCACUGCUGUUAUGGUCGAAGAAGAAAGUGGCGUGGCUGUUCAGUCCAGUAACGAAAUCCGCAUUGCCACAGCAAUUUUUCCUGUUCUCAGCCUGCUUAACCACUCCUGCAGUCCAAACACAAGCAUCUCCUUCACCACAGGCCGUCAUUUCGUCCGUUCUGAAUGUGACGUUGACCGUCCGGAAACCUCUCGCGGGGGUGUGACGGUCACUGUACGUGCUUCAAAAGAUCUUACACCAGGACAGGAGAUUCUGCACUGUUAUGGUCCUCACUGUAGCAGAAUGGAGGCGACGGAGCGCCAGCGCCUCCUGCUGGAGCAGUACUAUUUCCACUGUGACUGUCAAGCCUGUCAGAGAGACCUAACAGAAGGAAGCCAGAAUGCAACAGAAAACGCAGCACCAGGGCUGAAGUGUGCGAAAUGUGGAAAGCCUCUUCAGGUAAACAUUUGCAGAAAAGCUCAACCGGUGCUUCGCUGUGUGUGUCUUGAUGUAUGCUGUACAUUUCAGUCCCACAUGGAUAGGUACAUGUGCUCGUGGCCGUCCUGUGGUCAUCAGAUCUCCAGUGCUGAUGUGCAAAACAAACUAAAGGGUUUCCGGUGUCUCUUGGAUGAAGCCUUUCAUCUCAUUGAGCGAGACAGAUUUGACGAAGCCCUAAAAAUCCUAAAAUCAGCUACUUCUCAGGCAAAUAGCAUCCUAACAGAGACUCACCCUCUUCAAGGAGAGCUAGCAGAUGCAACAGCUCGUGUGUACGCCACCACAGGUGAGUGGAUUCUGGCUGCGUCCCAUCUGAAGCGUAGCAUUGUUGCCAUUCAGGCCCAAUUUGGAGAGGACAGCAUUGAGCUGGGACAGCAGCUUUUUAAACUAGCACAGCUGUAUUUUAAUGGGGGAGACUGCGGGGCGGCUCUCUCUGUGAUUCCCAGGGUCCAUAAGCUCCUCUCUCUCCACUGUGGCCCUCACUCUGAAGAAGUGCAGGAACUGCAGGAAAUGGAGCGUUGUCUGCAAGGACUGCUGUGAAAUAACUGCUAAAACUGAACUGUAGUUUCAUCAAACGUAAUAAAUUCAAAACCAUUUUUUUUACAGGAUGUAUUAAAAGUCAUGAAUUAACAAUGUGAUGUUGUUGUGGGCUCAACUAUUAUUCUGAUAUUUUUACAUCUGAUAUUUAGUGAGAAAGUAGUAAUUCAUAUCUGAAUGUAAAAAUGUAUAAUACAUUUAUAUAAUAAUAAGUUACAUAAUGUUUAAUAUGUAUUUUUAAAUUAUGUAAAAAAAUAUAUAACAGCAAAAAAAAGUACAACUAUAAAUUCAAUUCUAAAAUUAAAUGUACUAAAAAUGGUGCCAAGUGUUGACAGAGCAAGUAAAAAUCAUGUAUUUGUCAUUAUCUGAAGCCCAAAUGAUGUACUUGGGUUUAAAGAUCAUAUGUUCAUAUAUGUGAGCAAUAAUAGUCUGCAGACACCAUUAUUUAAACCUGAUU
Messenger RNA from Puntigrus tetrazona (Sumatra barb), 2867 nucleotides. RefSeq names its product SET and MYND domain containing 4 (gene smyd4). Lineage: Eukaryota; Metazoa; Chordata; Actinopteri; Cypriniformes; Cyprinidae. The record is from RefSeq and is a predicted model, not a curated record. The transcript has 9 exons. The coding region runs from base 89 to 2413 and encodes 774 amino acids. Gene Ontology annotation, molecular function: protein binding.